Arachis ipaensis is the source of this 875-nucleotide messenger RNA. NCBI's taxonomy places the organism in Eukaryota, Viridiplantae, Streptophyta, Magnoliopsida, Fabales, Fabaceae. The record is from RefSeq and is a predicted model, not a curated record.
CUCAUUUCAAAAACGCUACCCUAUAUCACCAUGUUCGAGCAAAAAGUUGAAACACUACGCGAUCUCCUCCUGCGUUCUCCUUCAACGGCGAUAUUCUCCGGUGAUAUCUCUUCCAGCGAAGAUCUCCUCCAACAGCGAUCUCCUCCGGCGAUGUCUGCUCCAGCGACGAUCUCCCUCCUCCGACGUCUCCUCCAGCGACGAUCUCCCUCCUCCGACGUCUCUUCCAGCGACGAUCUCCUCCGGCUUCCUCCUUGUCGUCCUGUGUCCUCUCUGCCAAAUCUUCAGUGUCUCCCUUUUGUUCUGGAUCAGCAGGGAAGUGGAAAAGCUUUGGCGUCACUUAUAAACCAGGUAUUAGAUCUGGCAAAGAUUGAAGCUGAAGAAAUGGACUGGGACAAUAAUGGACAAGUCACUAUCAGGGAGUUCUUCUUUGGUUUCAUCAAAUGGGUUGGAAUUGAUGCAGAUGAAUAGAUGCAUGAUGCAUUGUGUAAGAACAGAUAUACUUCUAAGAGCAUUGCUUUAAUUUCUAUCAUGCUGAAUGUUUGAGUGUAAUGUUGGAUAGAUACAGAAUUUGUUGUGGUAAUGAAUCAAGAAAAAAAAAAGAAAAAGAAAAAGGAUGUGUAUAGAUAGAUAUAUGUAGUCUGAGUUCUGCUUCAUCACAAAGUAACACUGAUACAUCAAACUUUCUGUUAUAUACAACCUUCAUAGACAAUAAACUUAUAGAAUAGAUAAAACAUGGAGAGACAAAGAAGAAAAUGUAUGUUUUACAAAAUUUAGUUUCCAUUUUGGUUACUCCAUUGUGUUCUGUAACUUCUUACUGUAUUCCUAGAGCUUGGAUUCUCCUAAUGAGUGACAAAGAAAUUGCAUUUCUUUCUCUC